Molecule: messenger RNA, 3735 nt
Organism: Mycosarcoma maydis (corn smut)
Lineage: Eukaryota; Fungi; Basidiomycota; Ustilaginomycetes; Ustilaginales
Exons: 1
Coding region: 1-3735 (1244 amino acids)
Source: RefSeq, a predicted model, not a curated record
AUGGAGUUCUUGCAGCCAGGUUCGAGAGGUGCGACUCGCCUCAACAUACACGGCAUCCACUCUCGUGAUGUGGCAGACGGUACUGCAGCGCGCGUCAGCUCACAGCAUUGGUCGUUCCCCACUCAUGAGAAUCAUUCUCCUCCCAGAUUCUCGCUGUUACGUGUAACAACCCAGCUAGGCACAUCGACAUGUGCUCAACUCACACCUCCAACAAUGCCACCAGCAGCAGCACGUGAUCUCAGUCUCUAUCCUGGCACGAGUGCGGAAGCUGGCUCUUCGGUCGACGCCGACAUAGUCACAGCUCAGAACUUUCUGCGCCAGUACUAUCCCGACAUUGACAUUCCGCAACAUCUUCUGUCCCAGGUCAUCCAUGACAAUGCAACGAUUCUCGAAGAGACUGGCCACGAACUCGACGGCUCUCUGGGUAUCGCCGACGCGCAAGCCGUCGCGCUUCUCGGCCCAAUCAUCUCCGAGCAGCAUCGUACCUAUGCGAUUGCAUGUAUAGGAGGCCACAACCGCGACUGUCUCUUGCUUCACCAGCUUGAGGUUCGUAUCAGCGAACAAGAGACUUCUCCACCGUCGGCACAACCUCAGACGGAAUCGACCCAAGCAAAGGGCAAAUCAAGAGCCAGUGAUUCCAACAGGCUGCUCUUCUUUCCAGCACAGCGACCAGAGCAAAAGCACCGGACACCCAUUCUGCAGAUAGUUGCUUAUGCGGACAAAAACCUUGUCGCUGUGCGAACGCACACCAGCACAAGCCUAUUAAUGCUCCGCAGCCGCCACGGAUGCAACGGAUCUGAUGGCACUUCCCACCUUUAUCUUGAGAGACUCCACCAAACGUCAUACGCCACGGACGGUAGUGCUCAGCACCAAGACCUCUGCUUCCACCGCACGGAUCCCACUCUGGCAGCAGCUGUUGACCGGCAUGGCAACAUCGAUCUUUACCGUAUCGACCUGAACAGACAAAAAGGCAAGCAGCCAGACCCGGACUUGGAUCAGAUCGCCCUAGACGUGCCGCCAGCCAAUUCACCUGCAUCAAAGGUGAAAAAGAAACAGAAUUUCUUUUCAGCAUCUCUCACGCCUGCAUCAGCGCCAUCGUCAUCGUCAGCGCCAGUCUCGGUCUCAGUACAUCGUGUUUCAGCCGAACUCCUGGCACGCGCCAUCGCCAUCGCCGACAAUACAACCGAAAACCAAAACGAUGGGAACGAUGAGAACAAUGCGAACCCUGUCACCGACUCUGCAGUCGAGCUGCGGGUCUGCGGCCAAACGCCAUUUCGCCUCGUUUUCGGUGGCGACGAUUCUAGCCUCGUUCUCUUGUCUCGUCAUGCUCUGCGCCAUAUACGGCUGGGCAACUCUGAUCCUGGGUCGGGGAGCGCGACAUUACCGCAGGUUCACACCUUUCUGCGGUCUAGCUUUUGCCUGUCUUCCAGCAAGCGCGCAAAGUUCUGUUCUAUGGCAAGGACCGACACAGGCUCAAAACAUCAACUUUUGGCCGUAUGUUCUUCGGAUACCAUCUUUUGGUUCGAUCUGCAAGCGUCGCUUCGUCCGCUCUUCUCCACCGAACAUCAUCGAGGAGACGAUCCCACCCUCUCGCUCACCGUGCUGCCAGAAACGGAUAAAGGAACCAUCAUGGUCGCAUUGUCUUCGCGGCGCAAUCAUGUAGUGUCGUGCUAUGUCGUCAGGGCGCACCUACAGGAAGGACAGGCCGACGAUCUGUUGCAGAUGGACUCGGCCGCCAGCAGUGUCCCCGUUCGUUGGAGGUAUACCCUUGACAGUGCACCUGUCCUCCUUCCCUCAUUUCCUUGCUCUGCUCAGGAUCAAGAGAGACCAGCAGCCUCUUUGUUGUACACUCAUGCGGCCAAAGUCUUGCAGGGAGAGAAUGGGUCACAAUGGCUCGCUUUUGGACUCAGUCAACGUGGCGCGUUGCAGAUUCAGAAGCUCGCAAUGACAUCAGAUGCACCUUCAGAAACAUCAGAAUCUUGCCACGCCGAGCUUGAGCUCGAAGUGGAGGUCUUGCCACCUUCUUUGGACACGCAUCUAUACGUAGAUGAUACCACCGACAUGUCGUCAAGGCAAGGUAGCAUCGACGCAUUGAGUUCUGUCAAGACAAAGAUCCUCGAUCAUCGAGAGCUAUACCGCAGUCUGUUCGGUCAUAAUCGUGAUAAGAAUGCCGAAAAGCGUUGCAUUGAUGCUGUUGGUGACAUUGAACACGCCGCCGCUCGCCUCGUCGACUCGCACUCCAUCCCUGGCAAUCGUCAGGGAUCGGUUCGCGCAGCCACGCUAUCGCUGAAUCAAAUGUUGCGACACCUGUACAACGCUACUGGUUCCAACGGUUCAAGCUCCGAGAGGCGCACCAGAGACUCGGAGCGACCGUGGUCUACCAUAUGGAAGCUAGGAGAAGACGAAGAAGUGAAGCGAAAAGGUAUCAAAGCUUUGCUCGAAUCGAGAAGUGACUUGCGGCGCGCACACUCAUCGCUCACACUAUGGUCAGCUCAAGCACCGUGGUCGCGUGCGGCUGCAUUGCUUUUAGAACAUGGUCGCGAUGGUGCGCUUGAACAAAACGGGCUUCUGGACCACCCCUGCUCACCUCAGGGCGAUUUGCUCGAACGCGCUCUGGACCGAAGCGAGAGCCAAGUCCAAGACGACGUGGCCGUGUACCUUGCAUCGAAGGAGUCGGUGCAGCGCUGGAGCGCAAACGCGCGGCACAUGGUGCAAGAAUCGAUAAAAAAGGCUGCUCAAGAAAUGUCGCUGGAUCUGGCACUCGAGACCGAAGUGUUUGUGCGGCCGCAGGCUCGAAUUCUGGACGAAGGCGCUCCUACACAGAGGCCACAGCAGCGACAAGGUACUAAUUGGACAGCCUUUGAGCAUCGCGGUAACUACAAGUUUGUCGAAGAACAGGGCGACACAAUUCCGCCGCCGCACAUCGGCAGUGUUGGGCUUGCGUUUUUUGCGCCGCUUCGCAGUGGUGAUAUCGAGGCUGCGUCAAGAGGCUAUAGUCAAGAGCACGGCGCAGAUACACGUUUGAAUGAGGCAGAGCUGGAAGCGCUUUUGCCAAGCACGUCGUCCACUGCCCGUUUGCUCUUGGCCGAGUGGCAACUUGGAGAAGAUCCGGACGAGUACAACUACGUCGAUCCGUUCCAAGGUCUGCACCGAUUGCCUCGCGCGAGUCGACUUGGGGGACCUACGGCGCGCGCACGAUCGCGAUCCUUCUCGCGCGCAUCGAGUGCUUCUACCGAGGAUCGAUCGAGAAGCCGCAGUCGCAGUCGCAGUCGAAAACAGUCGGCCGCUCCGUCGCUCUCGCAAUCUGGCGUGUAUGGCUCGCAGGGUGCUCUAUCGACGUAUCCGGCGUCGUUCGAGUCGCACAGUCAGCCAGCCAGCAUAGCAGCUUCGCCUGCACCGCCAACGCUUGCUUGGCGACGCAAGCGCCAAGACAACCUACCUGUCUCGCAUUCCCCGCACAUCCGCGCGCCGUACGACCCAUCACGAUCUUUCACCUCUCCCUGGUCGUCAAGACCUGCGACAUCCGCAGCGGCGCACUCGCAACGCCCAAAUUCCGGUUUCGCUGCCAACUUGAACGAUAUGACACCUACAACCUCGCCCACGUCUUCGCAUAUAGCAACACCCACGCUCUCGCAAGUAGCUGCUUCUACCCAGAUCGAGCCGGGCCGUUUCGGUGCUCGGCCCGCCAAACCGCAUCGCCCACCAAAGAAGAAGAAGCGAGCCAGCGGUUUUUGA